AUGGACAGAACCUAUUUUAUACGAAGAGGGUUAAAGACUUGUUUCAGUGAUUUUUUCUCUGUACAACAAUAUCGUUUUAAUAUUCUGCGAUCAUUUACAAAAAAUGCUUUAGAACGAAGAAUUUUUUCUGGAAUUCAGCCUACAGGUAUUCCUCAUAUAGGGAAUUACUUAGGAACAUUAAAAAAAUGGGUUGAACUUCAAAAUACUGCUGAAUUAUCUACUAUUUUACUAUUUUGUAUUGCUGAUUUACAUGCAAUCACUAUACCGAAAAAUCCUAUAGAAUUAAAGAAACAUAAAAGAGAAAUGUUUGUUGCUUUAGAAGCAAUUGGAAUUGACACAAAAAGAUCUAUUGUAUAUGAACAAUCUACUGUUCCUUAUCAUUCUGAAUUGGCAUGGAUACUUAAUUGUGUAAUUCCUGUUUCUCAUCUUCAGCGUAUGACUCAAUGGAAGACAAAGUCUUCUCAAUUUAAAAAUACAACCUCAACACCAAAUUUAGGACUUUUCGCCUAUCCUGUUCUUCAGGCAGCUGACAUUCUUUUAUACAAGGCAACAGAUGUACCAGUUGGUGAAGAUCAAAUUCAACACCUAGAACUUACUUCUACAAUAAGUCGCUUUUUUAAUAGGACUUUUUCAAAAAAUAUAUUUACAUCGCCAAAUAUUUUAUUAACGCCUUCAAAAAGAAUUAUGUCAUUAAGAAACCCCAAACAGAAAAUGUCUAAAUCUGAUCCCAAUCCAAAUUCUCGAAUUCUAAUAACGGAUUCUUUUGACAUUAUUGAAUCUAAAAUCUUACAUGCUAUAACAGAUUCCUAUGAUGGUAUUACAUAUGACCCAGAUAAACGCCCAGGGAUUGCAAAUCUUCUUCAAAUAUUAGCUUCUUUAGAUUAUCCAAGCUCAGAUCCUAUUAAAAUUGCAAAAGAUAAUUCAAAUCUUAGUCAUAAAGCAUUUAAAUCUUUAGUAACAAAAUCUAUUUAUACAUUUUUUACACCAAUACGUGAACGAUAUCAAUGUAUCAUGUCUCAAAAUAUUUCUUCAUAUAUUGAACAAAAUAAAAAAGGAACAUGUAAUGCACAAAAACUCGCAUCACAUACUAUGGAGCAAGUGAAAACAUGUAUAGGUCUUUUAUGA
This is a messenger RNA of Pneumocystis jirovecii RU7, 1125 nucleotides long. Its product is annotated as tryptophan-tRNA ligase. The record is from RefSeq and is a predicted model, not a curated record. Gene Ontology annotation, biological process: mitochondrial tryptophanyl-tRNA aminoacylation. NCBI's taxonomy places the organism in Eukaryota, Fungi, Ascomycota, Pneumocystomycetes, Pneumocystales, Pneumocystaceae. Gene Ontology annotation, cellular component: mitochondrion; mitochondrial matrix. The transcript is spliced from 5 exons. The coding region runs from base 1 to 1125 and encodes 374 amino acids. Gene Ontology annotation, molecular function: tryptophan-tRNA ligase activity; ATP binding.